CGAGCGCGGGAGAACCAUGACCCCCCAAGGCCUGACUUCCGUUUCCGGGGCGGCAACUCGGCUUCCGGCGGCGUGCCCCGAGCGCGCCUUCUCCGCAGGUGUGGCGGCCGGAAGGGUCUGCUUGCAGCCGAGACUGUUAGGCCUUCCAGAAACAUUUCUAUCAUGUCUGACACUCAAGAAGUUACCAGCCAACUCCUAGAUCUGAACCUUCAAGAGAACAAGAAGUCUGUGCCAGUGAUGGAAAGUGGCAUCCGAAGUGAGUCUGAGCAUCUCCAAGUCACUAUUGGAGCCACUGUACCUACUGGCUUUGAGCAAACAGCUGCAGAUGAAGUCAGAGAGAAACUGAAGUCAUCAUGCAGAAUCAGCAAAGACCGGGGCAAGAUAUAUUUUGACAUUCCAGUGGAAAGUCUGGCUCAGGUUCAUUGUCUGAGAUCAGUUGAUAACUUGUUUGUGGUUGUUCAGGAGUUUAAAGAUUAUCAAUUCAAAAAUACAAAGGAAGAAGUUCUAAAGGACUUUGAAGAAUUGGCUGAAAAGCUCCCAUGGUCUAACCCUUUAAAAGUCUGGCAAAUUAACACCAGUUUCAAGAAGAGGAAAGCAAAGCACAGAAAGGCAAACCAGAGUGCAGGUAAAGAGAAGGCCAACUGUGGACAGGGAGACAAAGCAGAAGAGAAAGGUGCUAAGAAGCUUACCAGCAGCACUUCAGAACCCCAGAUCUUGGACUAUUAUGAAAAUCCAGCCAUCAAAGAAGAAAUAUCAACCUUAGUGGGCGAUGUCUUGGCGUCUUGCAAAGAUGAGACUGGCGAAAGAGAAGAAACUGAACCACAAGUACAGAAGUUUAGAGUCACCUGCAACAGAGCAGGAGAGAAACACUGCUUUACCUCCAAUGAGGCUGCGAGGGAUUUUGGGGGUUCUGUUCAAGAGUAUUUUAAGUGGAAGGCUGAUAUGACCAACUUUGAUGUAGAGGUUCUCCUGAACAUCCAUGAUAAUGAAGUCAUUGUCGGCAUUGCAUUGACAGAGGAGAGUCUCCAUCGAAGAAAUAUUACACAUUUUGGACCUACAACUCUUAGGUCAACACUUGCCUAUGGGAUGCUGAGGCUCUGUGAACCUAAACCUACUGAUGUAAUAGUGGAUCCAAUGUGUGGAACAGGGGCAAUACCAAUAGAGGGGGCUACUGAGUGGUCUCACUGUUACCAUAUUGCUGGGGACAACAACCCACUGGCAGUGAACAGAGCAGCAAAUAACAUCUCAUCUCUGUUGACUAAGAGCCAGAUUAAAGAUGGAAAAACAUCCUGGGGUUUGCCCAUUGAUGCUAUUCAGUGGGAUAUCUGCAACCUCCCACUAAGAACUGCUUCUGUGGAUAUUAUUGUAACAGAUAUGCCAUUUGGAAAAAGGAUGGGCUCCAAGAAGAGAAACUGGAAUCUAUAUCCAGCUUGCCUUCGGGAAAUGAGCCGUGUCUGUAGACCAGGGACAGGCAGAGCUGUACUGCUUACUCAGGACAAGAAAUGUUUUACCAAGGCAUUAUCUGGAAUGGGACAUGUGUGGCGAAAGGUCCAUACAGUCUGGGUGAACAUCGGGGGCCUUCAUGCUGCAGUUUAUCUUCUAAAACGCACACCUCAAGCCUUUGUUCAUCCUUCAGAACAUGAUGGAGGAAGACAUGCUCCUUGGUAAUGCAAAGAAUGAAGACGACUGUAUAUUUAUAGUUCCUAAUGCUGGACGUGUCAGCUUUGGGAGAAAAAUGGCAAAAAAGUAACUUAGCAUUGCAGUCUUUACUGCUUAACUACUCCAGAACGCUUUGUUAGCAAGGUGACCGUAAUGGUAUUUCCUGAGAAGCCUUGGCUUCUAAGUUUGAGAACACUUUAGGUCACGUUCUAUCACCUGUGAAGCCUAAUGUUCUAUAGCCUAAGUUCUUUAUAUCACCCUCAGAAAGUAAAGCAUCCCUCAAGACCUAGUUUACCAUCUGCCUUAAAAUACACACAACCAAAACAGGGCAAAGGUGCUUUGUGUGGCUAUUAGUAAUAAGACAUUACUAAGUAGUCCAAGUGUCGGUAGAUGACGUAUGGGACCAACAAGCCAAAUUAAAGCAACUUUUCCUUUAGUAUACAUGUCUUACUUUUCAAAACCCAAUAAACAAAUAAAUAAAUCCUGUCAA
Messenger RNA from Peromyscus eremicus (cactus mouse), 2149 nucleotides. RefSeq names its product THUMP domain containing 3 (gene Thumpd3). The record is from RefSeq and is a predicted model, not a curated record. Bases 163 to 1668 code for a protein of 501 amino acids. Gene Ontology annotation, biological process: tRNA methylation. Gene Ontology annotation, molecular function: tRNA (guanine) methyltransferase activity; RNA binding. The transcript is spliced from 10 exons. Lineage: Eukaryota; Metazoa; Chordata; Mammalia; Rodentia; Cricetidae.